Lachancea mirantina is the source of this 456-nucleotide messenger RNA. Lineage: Eukaryota; Fungi; Ascomycota; Saccharomycetes; Saccharomycetales; Saccharomycetaceae. The record is from the annotation of a GenBank genome assembly.
AUGGCCCUGUCAUUGCCGGGAGAGGAGGAAAGCGCUCCCGUAAGCGCUAUGCUCGGACUUCAGAGUUCUGGCAACUCUCAAUCCAGAACUGGUUUUUUGGUAUCUAAAUUUGUGUCAGGACAGGCGUCAACCGCGCAGUCCAAAUUUAGUUUAGUUAAAGCUUCAUUUUUUCGCGGAAGCUUUGCCUUUCAAGGAAUUUUUUUUGCCGCGAGGUAUGAAAGGUGGUGGUUAUAUUCGUACAGUGUUUUCAUCAGGUGCUUUUUCAUCUUGAGUAGACAGUCUACCUACGAAACGAGUUAUUUUAGUCCAACGCUGCUUGAAUGGCAUCUUAACGGCUUUAGAUACAAAAUAAACUUCGAGUUCCACAGGCUAUUGCUGGUUCGUUACCAUCGUAAGGCACAAAUAUUUGGCGGUUUGACUAUGGAGACGAAUUCUUGUAGUAAGCGGUCUUCGUAG